AUGGCUCCCAAGAAAGCCGUCAAACAUACCAAAAAGAAGGCCCCGGCCGUCGUGGAAGUAAAAAUAAACAACGAAGUGGAUUCCGAUGGUAAACAUGUGCUGCAAAAAGACAGCAAAAAGCAAUUGCAAAGCGAACAAAAACACCUCAAAAAACGUCUUCAUCAGUCGAGAAGAGCGGUAUUUAUUCUAGGAACCUUAAUUGGGUUAUUUGUGGCUGUUUUCUUCGGUGCUUCCAACAACGACCUUCGUGGAGAACUCGAUCGUUUGGUGAGUUUUGAUUCUAUGUCUGGAAUUCUCAACGACUGGCGUGGUGUACUCCCCAGUUCUGUCCAGAGCAUGCUCAAUGAUUUCGAGAGCCUGGAGGAAGAAGGAACUCUUCAUGGUUCUGCCGCAUCGUUUUCGGUGGGAAAGCGAAUGGUAGCCAAUCUCAAUUUGACGCAAAAACAUAACGUUGUGAUGGUUCCUGGUGUUAUAUCUACGGGAAUCGAGUCGUGGGGUCUCAAUGACGACGGGGAUUGUCCCUCAACGAACCAUUUUCGCAAGAGAUUAUGGGGUUCUUUUUACAUGCUUCGCACCAUGGUUCUCGAUAAAACUUGUUGGCUCAAACAUAUUAUGCUAGAUCCAGAAACAGGGUUGGAUCCUCCCGGUAUAAGGCUCCGUGCUGCCCAGGGGUUUGAAGCGGCAGACUUUUUCGUUGCUGGGUACUGGAUAUGGAAUAAAAUUCUUCAAAACCUCGCCGUUAUAGGGUACGGGCCCAAUAAUAUGCUUAGUGCAGCCUACGACUGGCGGCUUGCCUUCUUGGACUUGGAAAAGCGCGACCACUACUUCUCCAAACUACAGUCUCAGAUCGAAAUGACCAAGAAACUCACGGGCCAAAAGUCGAUACUUGUGGGCCACUCAAUGGGAUCACAAGUGGUGUUUUACUUUAUGAAAUGGGUCGAGGCUAGUGGCGAGCAGUACGGAAAUGGAGGAAGCUCAUGGUGCAACGACCACAUUGAGGCAUUUGUGGAUAUUUCGGGAACUCUUCUUGGAACUCCAAAGAGCAUUCCUGCUCUUAUUUCUGGCGAAAUGAAAGAUACAGUGCAAUUGAAUGCACUUGCAGUUUAUGGAUUGGAAAAGUUCUUUAGUAGAAGAGAAAGAUUGGAUAUGCUUCGGUCUUUUGGCGGAGUUUCGUCGAUGCUUCCUAAGGGAGGAGACUUGAUCUGGGGAAAUUACACCUCGGCUCCUGAUGACCCCAGUAACAGUCUAAUGACGGAAAAUGCCGAAGGAGGAUCCGGAACCGAGCUUCCAGGUCAACACAAUGACACUUUUGGAACGUUUAUUCGGUUCGAAACGGACAAAUGGAAGAAUAUGACCAUCACCUCCAGUAUUGACUAUCUUCUUGAAACGUCACCAAAGUGGUUUACUGACAGAGUUAAAGAGCAAUAUUCAUGGGGAGUGGCCAAAACGAAGAAAGAAGUCAACGAAAAUGCCAAGGACCAUCUGAAGUGGAUCAAUCCACUUGAAGUGGCUUUGCCUUAUGCUCCUGACAUGAAAGUGUAUUCCUUCUACGGUGUUGGCUGUCCUACCGAAAGAGCUUACACGUACCGCGAAGCACCCAAGGAGACAAAUUUGAACAUAACCAUUGACGGAGAAAACAAAAACGCAGUUUAUUUUGGUGACGGAGAUGGAACUGUUUCGUUAAUGUCGCAUGCCAUUCUCCAUGAGUGGCAGAAGGGAAGCGAAUCUCGCUUUAAUCCUGCCAAUUGCUCGGUUACAAUCGUGGAAAUAAAACACGAGCCCGAUAGAUUCGAUAUUAGAGGAGGAGCCAAGACGGCUGACCAUGUGGAUAUCUUGGGUUCAGCAGAACUUAACGAAUUGGUUCUCAAAGUUGCAGCCGGUAAAGGUGAGACAAUUGAAAACAGAUACGUCAGUUCGUUGAGGGAUGUGGUUAGAAAUUUGGACAUUUAG
This is a messenger RNA of Meyerozyma guilliermondii ATCC 6260, 1950 nucleotides long. It is a transcript of the gene LRO1, whose product is annotated as phospholipid:diacylglycerol acyltransferase. Lineage: Eukaryota; Fungi; Ascomycota; Pichiomycetes; Serinales; Debaryomycetaceae. Gene Ontology annotation, biological process: triglyceride biosynthetic process; lipid storage. Gene Ontology annotation, cellular component: perinuclear endoplasmic reticulum; cytoplasm. The record is from RefSeq and is a predicted model, not a curated record. Gene Ontology annotation, molecular function: phospholipid:diacylglycerol acyltransferase activity. Bases 1 to 1950 code for a protein of 649 amino acids. The transcript has a single exon.